AUGUUACUUAACUUGACAUCUCUCGAUAGCGAAAAAGUUUAUGCUUAUAUAUUGCAUUUAAAGAUCAAGCAACUGUAUAAUCGUUACUGCCAUUUGGUUGCACAGGAAGUUUGUUCACCUUCGAUUAUUUCAAGCCACAGUAAUUUGACCCCUCAUAAAUGUGAUCUGAGUUACAAUCAUCCCCAGGCAGAAUUUAUUCAAAAAUUUGCUAAUUUGCAAACUUCAAAAUCGAACUUUGACCAUUUAAUUGAUCCAUCGACAGUUCAAUACUUGCAUUCAUCCAAUCGACACCUCAAUCAUAAUUAUAUACUGACAAAAUCAUCAAAUUCAAUUACUGCAAAAGAGUUGGCAAAGACUUCGCUGUUCAUCCAGACAUUAAUAGCAAAAAAUUUGCUAGCCAAGGAACUAUUUCAAAAAACUUCUAUCAUCGAUGGAUUUACAUCUUAUAAAUGUUACGAUGUAAAGGAACACGCCAAAUGUUUAAUAGAACUUAUUGACUUCACACUUCAAGAAAUUCAUAGUUCUUCUAAAGUUGUACAGGUAUUGAAGAAAAAUUUUUAA
Messenger RNA from Thelazia callipaeda (thelaziosis nematode), 561 nucleotides. NCBI's taxonomy places the organism in Eukaryota, Metazoa, Nematoda, Chromadorea, Rhabditida, Thelaziidae. The record is from the annotation of a GenBank genome assembly.